UUUGAUAAUACCUUAAACGAGUCGUUGAAGUUAUAUAAUUUUUUUUCUUGAAUUAGACACUCACAAAAUCAUUCCAAAUCCAAAACAUUCGGCCGGAUUCGGCCGGAUGGUAGUCUCAGCGACAGACAACGGAGAUGACCUUAGGAAAGGCCGAUUCUUAUCAAAAAAAUACGCGUGAACAGACUCUUCGUUUCAAGACAAUACCGGCUUGGUUUUCAUUCAACCGUACCCUACAGGCCUGGAAACACGCCAUGGAUCCGCGAGUUAUAGUUUCAGUUCUUUCGGUUUUGGUCCUGACAGACCUGACUGUCGCCGACGAAGACUGCUAUGAACAUACUGAGGUGAUUGAGUGCAGCGGAAGCUGUUUCGAAGUAGUUAAGCCCAUGCUGGCCCACUUUCGGGAGUUGAAAUCGGGCGCCGAUAAAAGUAAUGAACUUAAAUACCAGUUGGUGCAAAUACAAAAAGAACUUCAAAUAAAAGAUGAGCUAACAAGUGCCACAAUUAAGAGUAAAGAUGAACAAAUAAAAGCAUUGAAAGAUCUGAAUAAAAGCAACGAGGAACAAAUAAAAGCAUUAACCGAUCUGAUUAAAAGCAACGAUGCUCUAAUAAAAGCACAAAGUGGCAAUGAAGAGCUGAUAAGGAUUAUUAAAAGUGAAAUAAGCCAUAAAAACAAUGAAAUUAAAAAUAAAGAAACACUUAUAAAUUCAUUAAGAAAUCAAAUAAACGAAAAUAGUGAGGAUCUUAAAAAAGCUCGUGAGGAAAAAGAUGAAUUUAAUAAAAAACUACUUAGUUGUUUGGACAAUAUUAUUAAAAACAAGAAUUCGUUGAUGGGAAAAGAAAAGGAGAUCCAGGAAAAAAAAGAGGAGAUUAAAAGAAAAGACGAUCUACUGAAUAAAAGAGAUGCAGAAAUCCAGGAGAAGACUGAACAGGCAAAGAGCAAGGACUCCCAAAAUAAGGACCUAACCAGUCAAAUAAAUAUUUUAUCUCAAAACUUAAAUAAAACUAAUGAAAAACAUAGAAAGUGUGUUGCCCCGAAUCCUUGUAGCAACGUCAGCAAAGACAUAUACCAAGUAAGGCUUCCGGGAGUGAGUGCAUUUGAGGCUCCUUGCAAUGGAUCUGGAUGGAUGGUAAUUCAGAGACGGAUGGACGGCAGCGUGGAUUUUAAUCGCAAUUGGGCUGAAUACAGAGAUGGGUUUGGAAAUUUGGCAGGAGAGUUCUUCUUAGGCCUGGAGAAGUUGCACCUCGUAACUCAGUCGAGGCAGCACGAACUUCUUAUCCGUCUGGGAAAAGUGGAUGGAUCCACUGCUUUCGAAAAGUAUGAUAAUUUCAGGAUUGGCAGUGAGAAGGAUUCCUAUCUAUUGGAAUCGAUUGGAAAGCACUCUGGAGAAGCACGCGACUCCCUCAUCGAAUUCAACUUAAACAUGAAGUUCUCCACUAUUGACAGGGAUAAUGACGUGGGUGAUGGCAAUUGCGCUAUCUAUAAGGGUGGUGGCUGGUGGUUUAACGAAUGUGGAUCCAGCAGCCUAAACGGAAACUUCUACAAAGAUGGUAAAUCAAGGAGUAGAGAUGGGAUAAUUUGGGGAAGUUGGCACGAAUACGACUGGUCUGUUUCACUUACAUUUGUCGAAAUGAUGAUUAGACCCAAACCAUUUUAAGAACAUUUUGGAUGAUGGAAAUUUGGGAACUCUGACACUGAAAAAAUUAUACAGGAUACCACCAGGACAUUUUAUAUCAAAAAGUGAAGAAGAUGAACUGUAAGGACUUUUUUUUCUUUCAGUGGAUUAAUUACGACAAUUGUAUGAGAAUAAAUUCAACUGAAAUUGAAUUUAUUGGCCUCUUUUAUACUGUUAUUUUAGU
Drosophila ananassae is the source of this 1857-nucleotide messenger RNA. Its product is annotated as angiopoietin-related protein 7. NCBI's taxonomy places the organism in Eukaryota, Metazoa, Arthropoda, Insecta, Diptera, Drosophilidae. The record is from RefSeq and is a predicted model, not a curated record. The coding region runs from base 135 to 1655 and encodes 506 amino acids. The transcript is spliced from 3 exons.